UUCGAUUCGCCAGAUGGAAUAUGUCUGUUUUCUUUGCCCUGCUGAGCUGGCGGCCGUAACCCGGAGCCACCUAGCUUCCUCGGCCUUGCUUCUUCCUCAGCCUCGCUAGCUCUGCCGAGUUGUGUCUAUUUUCGAAUGCUAAGGCCGUCAUGCCUGUGGUCUGCUAUAUGUGAUCAUGAUCAUACGCAACGGAUGGGCAUAUAUAUAAAUGGGAACUCAUGACCAUCAAAUUGAGCAUUCACUCGACAUCAUCAUCAGCAUCCAACAGUCUUACUAUCUUCACUAAUACCCAAUCCAAACUCAAUUACCAAUUCCUCUCAAACCCCCACACAUCAACAUGCAGUUCUUCACCACCAUCCUCGCCUUCGCCACUGCGGCCAUGGCUGUCCCAGCUCACUCCCCGCCCUGCACCUUCGGCCAGUACCAGUGCUCGGCAGACGGCCUGUCCAUCCUGCAGUGCGAUAUCUCUAACAAGCUUGUGCUCAUCGGGCCCUGCCCUAGCGGCAGCAAGUGCUCCAACAUCGGAAGCAUCCCUUACUGCCAGAACGUCCCCAAGGUGAAGCGUGCCGGCGGCCCGGCCCCGGGCACCUGCUCCAACCCCGGCGCCUACACCUGCACGGACGACAAGAAGGGCAUCAACGUCUGCAACGCCCAGAACCAGCUGGUCUUCAACGGUGCUUGCCCCGACAAGACCCACUGCGGCUACCUCAACGGCAUCCCGUUCUGUGUCGACAACACUGUCAAGGGCUACUAAAUGUUAUGGUGGGUCCCGGGUGGGAUAUAAUAGACUGGUGUUGGAGUGUCUGCUAUGGGCAUGCUUAGACGGCGGAUGGCAGAUGACCAAUUUUCUUCUCUCAUCUUUUGCAUCUGCAAACAAGUCGCUCCUUAUAUUAUAGAAUAAUCUCAUGAAUUAUUAAUCUGCUUUGUCCUGGUCUUUUAGCAAUCAGCGGUGAUAUGUGCAAGGAGGCAAGCAUCACACUAAUUCUAAAGCAUAACUACUAUUGCCAUGUAUGCACAUUUCUCAGCACCUGGGCACUUAAAAUUUGAUACAAGGGGCUUGAAGCUUGAUGAUGUAGGAACUUAGUCAUUUUGGUGACUGCCAUCAAUGCACAAACUGAAACCCAUUAGAAAUCCAAUUUGACCCUCAUUCACGGUCUCAUGCAGUACUUUCAUGAAUGCCCGGAAUCAACCGC
Molecule: messenger RNA, 1193 nt
Organism: Diaporthe batatas
Lineage: Eukaryota; Fungi; Ascomycota; Sordariomycetes; Diaporthales; Diaporthaceae
Exons: 2
Coding region: 338-754 (138 amino acids)
Source: RefSeq, a predicted model, not a curated record